GAGAAACAGAAGAGGAAAAGGAAUCCAUGGCGGCGACGCUGGCGAGGAGGGCGGGGCGCUCCGCGGCGACGACGCUAUGGGGCGCGGCGAGGGGCUUCGCAUCGGUGGGGUCCGACAUCGUCUCUGCGGCUCCCGGCGUGUCGCUGCAGAAGGCGCGGUCCUGGGACGAGGGCGUCGCCACCAAGUUCUCUACCACGCCUCUCAAGGACAUCUUCUACGGGAAGAAGGUGGUCAUCUUCGGCUUGCCCGGUGCAUAUACAGGGGUUUGUUCACAAGCGCACGUUCCUAGUUACAAGAAGAAUAUUGACAAGUUGAAAGCAAAAGGAAUCGACUCUGUUAUCUGUGUAGCUGUGAAUGAUCCGUAUGUCCUGGAUGGAUGGGCAAAAAAGCUAGACGCUAAAGAUACAAUUGAGUUCUAUGGUGACUUUGAUGGGAGUUUCCACAAAAGCUUGGAUUUGGAGAUAGACCUUUCUGCUGCUUUGCUUGGCCGCCGUUCUCACAGGUGGUCCGCCUUUGUUGACGAUGGUAAGAUCAAGUCUUUCAAUGUUGAGGAAGCACCGUCCGACUUUAAGGUUUCUGGUGCGGAGGUGAUCUUGGACCAGAUCUGAGCUCCUCAAUGAACUUCGGCCAUCUUCAGUUUGUGCGGCAUACUUCCUCUGCAGCAGCCGAAUAAAAUUAAAUCUCUUACGACCCGUGUAAGAUGUUAAAGAUACGAUGCGCCCCAGACUGUAUGGCCUCGGCCUCGGUUUUUCUGGAAUGAAUUGAUCAGUGUUCACUGUGUGCGUU
Zea mays is the source of this 786-nucleotide messenger RNA. Its product is annotated as peroxiredoxin-5. Bases 27 to 608 code for a protein of 193 amino acids. Gene Ontology annotation, biological process: cell redox homeostasis; hydrogen peroxide catabolic process; cellular response to oxidative stress. Gene Ontology annotation, cellular component: mitochondrion; cytoplasm. The transcript is spliced from 5 exons. Gene Ontology annotation, molecular function: thioredoxin peroxidase activity. Lineage: Eukaryota; Viridiplantae; Streptophyta; Magnoliopsida; Poales; Poaceae. The record is from RefSeq and is marked validated.